GACGGGCGUGUGACGUCACCGUGUUUGGUCGCCUGUGCCAUCUGUGUGCUCUGAAGCUAAUGCCAGUCAGUUCGCCAGUCUUCCCUUCUCACUUCAUCUAACAAUGGUCUGAAGAGGAAACCAUGAAUCUCCGAGGCGUUUUUCAAGAUUUCAACCCUAGUAAGUUCCUGAUCUACGCCUGUCUGCUGCUGUUCUCCGUUCUGCUGUCUCUGAGGCUGGAUGGUGUUAUCCAGUGGAGCUACUGGGCUGUGUUUGCUCCCAUCUGGCUCUGGAAGCUCAUGGUCAUCAUCGGGGCUUGUGUGGGCUUUGGGGUUUGGGCACACCAUCCACAGUACAGGGCUGAGGGUGAGACGUGUGUGGAGUUUAAGGCCAUGCUGAUCGCUGUGGGGAUCCACCUGCUCCUGCUCACCUUCGAGGUGCUGGUGUGUGACCGUGUGCAGCGGGGCUCACACUUCUGGCUCCUGGUCUUCAUGCCGCUCUUCUUCGUCUCGCCGGUCUCGGUGGCGGCGUGCGUGUGGGGAUUCAGACACGACCGGUCGCUCGAGCUGGAGAUCCUGUGCUCUGUGAAUAUUCUUCAGUUCAUCUUCAUCGCUCUGAGACUGGAUAGGAUCAUCAGCUGGCCGUGGCUGGUGGUGUGUGUGCCGCUGUGGAUCCUCAUGUCCUUCCUGUGUCUGGUGGUGCUCUAUUACAUUGUCUGGUCUGUGCUCUUCCUGCGGUCCAUGGAUGUCAUCGCAGAGCAGCGGCGAACACACAUCACGAUGGCCAUCAGCUGGAUGACUAUAGUGGUGCCUCUGCUUACCUUCGAGAUUCUUCUCGUUCACAAGCUGGAUGGUCAUUAUAACUCCAGCUACGUCCCGGUGUUUGUUCCCCUCUGGGUUUCUUUGGUGACUCUAAUGAUGACAACGUUUGGCCAGAAAGCAGGCAAUCACUGGUGGUUUGGGAUUCGCAAAGACUUCUGCCAGUUUCUUCUGGAGCUCUUCCCCUUCCUGAGAGAGUAUGGCAACAUAUCAUAUGACCUGCACCACGAGGACUCGGAGGUGUCCGAGGAACUGCCCAUCCACGAGGUGCCUAAAAUCCCUCCCAUGUUUCAUAAGAAGACGGGUGUGGUGAUCACUCAGAGUCCUGGCAAAUACUUCGUGCCGCCGCCCAAACUGUGCAUCGACAUGCCAGACUAACAUUCAAAACUCUGUUCAUGAACAGCACAGCACUAUGCACUGAGCUCCGCUUCAGGACGUGCCAUUUACAAAGAAAAAUACAAUCUACACAGAUGCUUCUCCUGAGACUCUUAAACUCAAAUACUGACUCCCAAGCAUUUUGUGUACCAUAGCCUUGUGUCUGUAAAAUUCAUAGAUGGGACGUGUUGCCUUCUGGAGCGGAUCUUUGAACUUUCCAGACAACUCAAAGUCAAAGGACUCGCCGAGAGACUGUCUAAUCUGUAAAUAAGCAAACAGUUUUGUUUUUUACCAGUUGUGUUUUCUCUGUGUUUUAAAUCUGUGUAUGGUGUAGGCAUUCAGUCACUCAUCUGUCGGUUCUUAGUUUUCUCCAAACAUUCGUUCUUAA
Messenger RNA from Carassius carassius (crucian carp), 1560 nucleotides. Its product is annotated as transmembrane protein 185-like. The record is from RefSeq and is a predicted model, not a curated record. The transcript has 7 exons. NCBI's taxonomy places the organism in Eukaryota, Metazoa, Chordata, Actinopteri, Cypriniformes, Cyprinidae. Bases 123 to 1175 code for a protein of 350 amino acids.